This is a messenger RNA of Passer montanus (Eurasian tree sparrow), 7718 nucleotides long. RefSeq names its product FRAS1 related extracellular matrix 1 (gene FREM1). The record is from RefSeq and is a predicted model, not a curated record. The transcript has 36 exons. Gene Ontology annotation, cellular component: membrane. Bases 1 to 6534 code for a protein of 2177 amino acids. Lineage: Eukaryota; Metazoa; Chordata; Aves; Passeriformes; Passeridae. Gene Ontology annotation, biological process: cell communication.
AUGAAGCCCUUUGAGAAAGGCUGUCUGUUUCUACUGCUGCCUGUCGUGUUAAGAGUUGUGUGCUCCUCCUUUAUUAGUGUGAACCUUGGGUUGAAAGUGAUGAAGGGACAGUCUGUCUUCCUGUCAGAAGAAGACCUCAACUUUUCCAUCCCCAGAGAGAAAGAUGUCUGCAAAGUAGAAGUGAUCAAUGAGCCAAUAACACAGAGGGUUGGGAAACUCACUCCACAGGUUUUUGACUGUCACUUCCUUCCUAAUGAAGUCAAAUAUACCCACAAUGGAUGUCCAAUUUUAGAUGAAGACACGGUGAUGCUUAGGCUGUACAGGUUUACAGAAACGGAAACGUUUGUAGAAACAUUCACCCUUCAUGUGCAGUUGCUUGAGCCAGACUGUAACAUCAUAAAAAUGCGCUCCCAUGCUUUGGAGGUCCCUGAAUACUAUGGUCUGUCUAGGGUGAUUGACAAGAACGUCCUCACCUUUGAUUACGACAGGAAGAUAAACCUGGAUUGCACCAUUUCCAUAAUCUCUUCAGAAACACACCUGCCUGCUCAUGGCCAGCUUAUCACCGGGAAAGUGCAGCAAGGGCAGUUUCGUGGAGAUCAGCCAUGGAGCUUCUUCCCUGGCACUAAGCACAGCUUGGGCCAACAGUGCAGAAAUGGGAGCUGUACACUGGGACUAGGACACAUUAACAACAAAAAGAUGAGUUGUGAAGAAUUUCUGAGGAUGGGAAUUCAGUAUCGUCACCUUGAUCCCCCCUCACCUGACACUGAUUAUAUUCCUGUGAGGUUGGAUCUCUCAGACAGCAGAAGCAAAACUCUGCACAAGACGGAGUAUGCAUGGCUCCCUGUUCAGAUCAGAGGUGCUGUUCCCAACCAAAUACCCAAAGCUGCCCCAAUGGCAAAGUUCAUCCUGGAAGUAGAUCAAUUUAUUUUAACCCCUAUCACAACCACAACCAUUGAUGCUGAAGACAAUGAAACUCCAAAGUCCCUGCUUAUAUUCAACAUCACCAAGCCACCUCCACAAGGCUUUAUCACUCACCUCUCUGACCACACAAAACCUAUUGGCUCCUUCACGUGGAAGGAUCUCAGUGACAUGCUCAUUGCUUAUCAGCCUCCAAAUAACAGCCACACAGAGAGGAGGAAUUAUGAGGUGGAGUUUGAGGUGCAUGACUUCUACUUUGAGAGGAGUUUACCAAUCACUGUGCAUCUUUCUAUCAGAACAACAGAUACAAAUGCCCCUCGAGUUUCGUGGAAUACAGGCCUCAACCUCCUAGAGGGGCAAUCCCGACCCAUCACAUGGCAGCACUUCCAAAUUGUAGACAACGAUGACAUCCAGAACGUUCGCUUGGUCGCAGUUGAUGGCUUACAGCAUGGGCGGCUGUCAGUCAGAGGAGGGAAAGGAUUCAUGUUCACCGUCUCUGACAUUCAGGCUGGAGUUGUCCACUACCAUCAUGAUGACAGUGAUUCUACUAAGGACUUUGUGGUAUUUAGAAUUUUUGAUGGCUCCCAAAGUAUUCGCCACAAGUUUCCAAUAAAUAUCCUCCCUAAAGAUGAUAGCCCACCGUUUCUUAUCAGUAAUGUGGUCGUUGAAGUUCAUGAGGGACAGACAAUCCUGAUUCAGCGUUCCAUGCUUCAUGCUUCGGACAUGGAUUCCAGUGAUGACUACAUACUAUUCAAUAUUACCAAGCCAUCACAAGCUGGAGAAGUCUUGAAGAAACCAGGACCAAACUUGAUAGGGUAUUCUGUCAAGAGUUUUCUUCAGAGGGAUCUAUUCAAUGGAAUGAUUUAUUAUCAUCAUUUGGGAGGAGAAGUAUUUGAAGAUUCCCUUGAAUUUGUGCUAUGUGAUAGCCAUGACCCUCCAAAUCUCUCAGAGCCACAGGUGAUGAUGGUCCACAUUAUCCCUGUGGAUGAUCAGCUACCCAGAGAAGCUGCAGGAGUGACCCGUCACCUGGUUGUUAAGGAGACUGAAAUUUCUUACCUGACUAAGAAACAUCUCCACUUCAUAGAUGUGGAAGAGCAAGACAGGGAGCUCACAUACACCAUAACCACUUCCCCAUUUUUCUCUUGCACCCAUGGCUACUCAGAUGCUGGGAAACUGUUUAUGGUGGACACCAUCCCCAAACUGGUCAAGGAUCCUACUGCUCUUGCACUGCGGUCAUUUACUCAGCAUGCUGUGAACUAUAUGAAAGUUGCUUACAUGCCACCCCUGCAGGACAUCGGACCUGAACCUCAGCAAGUCCAGUUUAUUUUUUCUGUCAGUAACCAGCAUGGAGGCACUUUGUAUGGGAUCUGCUUCAAUAUUACAAUUCUUCCUGUGGACAAUCAAGCCCCAGAGGUUUUCACAACCCAUUUGAGAGUGCAAGAGGGUGGCAUGAGCCCCGUUACAGAGGGACACAUUCUCAUCUCUGAUUCAGACACGAAACGAGAGCAUCUCUUCCUGCUCCUGCAGAAGCAGCCGCAGCAUGGGGUAGUGGAGCUGGAUAACAUUCCCAUGAAUGGAGGUGACAGGUUUUCCUGUGAGGACCUGUGUACCCUGGCAGUCAGAUAUCGUCAUGACGGCUCUGAGACUCUCACUGACGAUGUCUUCUUUGCAGCCACAGAUGGCAUCCAUUUUAUAGAGUUCAUCCUGCAGGUCAAGGUGUUGCCUGUGAAUGAUGAGCUACCUGUUAUGCAAACAGGCCUUGUUCCCGUGCUCCACUGCCUGGAGGGUGAAGAAGUAGUCCUCUCCUCGGAGUACAUUUAUGCCACAGAUGUGGACAGCGAUGACAUGGAACUGGUGUUCAUGCUCGCCCGCCAGCCCUCCCAUGGAGUGGUGAGGAAAGCUGGCAUUGCCGUGGAUCGUUUCUCCCAAGCUGAUGUCAUUGCUGGUUUAGUCACAUACAAGCACACUAGUGGUGAGAUUGGCCUGACUCCUUGCUUUGACACCUUAACCUUGAUUGUCUCUGAUGGCGAGGCUGGCCUAGAUGUGAAAGACUGCUGUUAUGAGGGACCUCCUUCUCCCCCAGUUUCACGUGAUGAUCCAUUUCCUGUCUAUGACCUUAACAUCACUGUGCUUCCAGUGGACAACGAGCCUCCAUCAGCUGUAACCGGUGCAAGCUUUGUGGUGGAGGAGGGCUCUUCAGCAGCCCUUACUACCAAGCAUUUGUUUGCCACUGACCCUGACACCGCUGCAGAUGACUUAGAGUUUGUGUUGGUUUCUCCUCCCCAGUUUGGUUUCAUUGAAAACAUACUGCCUUCUCCUGGGUUUGAGAAGAGCAACAUUGGAAUAAGCAUAGGUUCCUUUCAGCUGAAGCACCUGAAAGCCAUGAAUAUAAACUAUGUUCAAGCCAGACACGUGCAAAUGGAGCCAACAGAAGACAAAUUUGUACUUUAUGUCACUGAUGGGCUGCAUCGCUCAGCAGAGACUCCAUUUUUUGUGUUAAUCAGCCCAACCAAUGAUGAAGUUCCAGAAUUCAUAGCCAGGAAUAUUACCGUUCAAGAAGGGGAGAUGAAAGAGCUGGAUCUGUCUGUUAUCAGUGCAGUUGAUCUGGAUGUGCCUCAAGACCCUCUGGUAUUUGGGGUUGUGCAGAGGCCCUCGUACGGGUUCCUUAUUAAUGGUGUUCAUGGCAGUGAUGUUCUACACUAUAAAGAGUUAAUUAACCAUGAUCAUCACAGCCAUGGGUUGCUUGUUCAUCACUUUUCCAUGGAGCUACUAAGGAAUGGAAUGAAGCUGAUGUACAUGCAUGACAACUCUGAAAAUCUCACUGACAGCUUUAAAAUUCAGCUAUCAGAUGGAAAACAUAAAGUCCUCAGAACCAUUUCAGUAAAGGUCAUUCCAGUUAAUGAUGAGAAACCAGUGCUGAGCAAGAAGAACCAUAUAGAGGUGAACAUAGGUGAAACUCAUGUAAUUUCUAGUGCUGUUCUGUCAGCAGAAGAUAAAGAUACCCCCAGGGAGAGAAUUUACUACUUGUUUGAAAGACUUCCAGAAAAUGGUCAGCUUCAGCUCAAGGAAGGACAAGAGUGGGUUACUCUCCUAACUGGAAUGAAGUGUACUCAGGAAGAGCUGGAUAUGAACCUUGUGAGAUAUGUCCACACAGGAAGUGUGGGGUCCAGGAAAAAAGACAGCUUCACAUUUUACCUCUGGGAUGGGUACAACAGAUCCCCAGCUGUGGACUUCUACAUAAAUAUCAAGGACUUGGAAAAGGGAGACAUUGCUGUUUUUACAAACCUUCUUAGAGUGCCAAAAGGAGAUCGCAGCUACAUUACAACUGAUGUCCUCCUUGCAUUGGAUGGUUCUGACAAGCCAGAGGAGCUCCUUUAUGUGAUAACCUCCCCACCCCAGUAUGGACAAAUAGAGUAUGUCAGCUAUCCUGGCAUCUCCAUUACAAGCUUCAGUCAAAUGGAUGUAGCACGACAGAUUGUCUGCUACGUUCACAAAACCAAGGCAGUUGUUCAUGAAGAUACAUUCAGAUUCAUCAUCAGCAAUGGACUGAGGACUAAGCAUGGGAUAUUCAAGAUUGCCUUGGAGGCAGCUGACCAGGCUUUGCCCACUCUAUCUAGGAACAUGGGGUUAAGAUUAACUGAAGGAGCUAUGGCACUUCUUACUCCUGAUGUACUGCAGCUUUCAGACCCAGAUACUGCGAAAGAAAACCUUACCUUCCUUUUGGCUCAACUCCCCCAAUAUGGUCAUCUCUAUUACAAUGGGGCUGUGCUACUGCAGUACAAUUUCACACAGCAAGAUGUGGACAACAGGGAUGUUGCAUACAAGCACCAAGGUGGGAAUUCCCAAACUGACAGAUUUACAUUUGUUGCCUCAGAUAGGACUAACCAAGGCUUCAUCGUGAAUGGGAGUGUGCAGAGUGAGCCAGUGACAUUCACCAUUCAGGUGGAUCAUUUGGACAAAAUGGCACCAAAAAUUAUUCAUCUCCAUUGUUUUUCUGAUGUGGAACUGCUGAAGAAUGGCAAUUAUGGGAUCUAUAUUACUGCCAGGUCCCUGAGGGCUUAUGACCCCAAUACAGAAGAUGACAAAAUAAUUUUUAAGAUUUUGAGAGGUCCUCAUUAUGGCUACCUGGAAAAUAUAACAACAGGUGGAUUCAUUCAGGAAAGAUUUAGCCAAAAGGAUUUAAACAGCAAAAUCAUACUUUAUGUCAUCAACAAAUCGCGAGAAGUAAAUUCAGACAGCUUGGAGUUUCGAGUGACAGAUGCCAGUGGAAACUCUGCGGCACCCCAAAGGCUGGAGCUACGGUGGUCUCAAAUUGAAAUGUUACAGACUGAAUAUGAGGUGUGUGAAAACACAGGAGUGAUGUCUCUGAAAAUCACCAGGGCAGGAUACUUGGGGGAGUCUGCCUUUAUAACUGUGAAGGUCAAUGAAAUGUCUGCUAGGUUGGGAAAGGACUUCACAGUGACUCCCUCCAAGCUUGUUCAGUUUGAUCCAGGAGUGUCAACCAAGAUGUGGAAUAUAGCAAUUACCUAUGACGGAUUAGAGGAAGAUGAUGAAGUCUUUGAAGUAGUUCUGAACUCCCCUGUGAAUGCUGUUCUUGGCACACGGACAAAAGCUGUAGUGAAAAUUUUGGACUCUAAAGGAGGUCAAUGCAGCUAUUCCCGUUCUUCUGGCCAAAGCAAGCAUGACUUCUGGGGAAGAGGCACGCUCUUUCCAGCUUCCUCGGGCUCCUCAUCACCUUCCAGGCCUGGCAAUGUUUCCUUGGAAGGGAUCCCACUGCUUCCUUCCAAAGGGAAGAGGGAGCAUGGAGGGGAUCUGUGGCAGGAGCACAGCUUGGCAAAUCGGUCAAAGACCAGGCUGAGAGCAACUGGAAAUGGCAGAAUAGUUCAUCCUUCAUCUGUAUUUAGAAAUGAAACAGAUGUGAUUUUCAAAUAUCACGGGAUUGUUUCGCUCAAAAUAGAGGAUGACACCUCCUCAGCUGAAACCAACAAGAAGGCACAACCAGAGAUAAAUGUAAUCUCCUCUAGGAAAACAGAAAUCCCACUGGCUGAUAAGGCAGAACUUGCAGCUGAACCAAGAUCAAGACAUAAGGACUAUAACUCUUUUCAAAAGGCUUGUACACCAGAUUUAAAGGGUCUCUUGCAUUAUGAAGAGAGCACACAGAAGUUAUUUCAGUGUGAUGGGAUAUCAUGGACAUUCUGGAAUUCCCAAAGUAAGGAGGUAACUAUGAAGAGAUGUCCCUCUGGAUGGACUUAUCAUGAGAGCAGCUGCUACUUCCUGGUAGUGAAUCAUAAGGUCACCUGGAACACUGCUGCUCGGGCUUGCAGAGAACAGUACCUGGGGAGUCUAACAAGUGUAGCUAAUGAACAACACAUGCAGUGGCUGUGGGACUUCAGUGGGAAGAUGCCCUUUUGGAUAGGUUUGAAUGACCAAGUCAAUCCUGGACACUGGGAGUGGAACGGAGGAGAGCCUGUAACCUACACAAACUGGAGAAGAGGCUCCUACCACUUUCCAGUGAGAGGAAGAAAUUGUGUAUUUGUGCAGAAGCGAGGAAAAAUGCAAGCAACUGACUGCAAGAAGGUCAAACCAAACAGCUAUAUAUGUUCAAGAAAGUUGUAAUGGAUGGAGGAUGCCUCUGAAAGAAUAUGGACAUUCAUGCUAUUUCAGUAUGCUAGCUGUAUUAGAAAAUCAUUCUAAUUAUCAGCAAGGUUUAUUUUAUAUGCUGCCAGGUGCAGAUGCACUGGCCUCUAACCACGGUAUAGAGAUCAGCUGCAAAAACUAAGCCCGGGUUAAGGUUUUGAAAUCUCCCCAAUGACUUUGAUCUGUCACUUACUCAUAGUAUUUUUAUACCAAAGAGCUGGGUCUCAAGGCUUUCAUCACUCUUCUGUGCAAAAGUAAUUUUUCUUUAAAGAAAGUACCACAUCAGUUGAUUUGCUUUGCUCUUAAAGGAAGGGUUGUGAACUGCAGUUUUACCCUGCAGUCACAAAAAGAGGAAUGCUGCUGGGGUUGGAAAUGAGGGUAGACAGUUAUCUAAAACCAGAUCUUUUGGGUGAUGAUGUGAGAAAUGUCAUGUAAGCACUGGAGUUUGUUUGGUGGAUACCCUAGUACAUCUUACAAAAGUACCAAUGGCUGGACAUUGCCUGGUGACAGAGUACAAACAGGAGCAAAGCCUUGUAUUUUUUCUACCUCCCAAAGCCAGCUUCAGAACCUAAUGGAUCUACCCACACAGAGUUGCAUCUGUUUCACAUUCCUAAGCAAAAAUUUUCUUUUUUAUUUUUUUUCCUGGAACUGCAGGAUGGUGCUGUAAUUUUUACUGUAAUUAAAUAAUGGGACAUCUCUAAAUCAAAUGUUAUAGCAAAUGAUGAUUUAUUUAAAAUGUUAGCUUAAUCCUAGGAUAUUAUCUGGGGAUAUUCACUGACACAUGAGCAUCAAUAGGAUUUAUAUGUGUGUAUAAACCAAUGUAAUCGUGAGAUAUAUUUUGUAGUACAGCAGCUAUGGCUUUUGAAAAGUAUUAAUCUAAGUCCUUAUUUGGGAUUUGAGGCUUUUAAAAAUAAAUUUUAAAAAUCCAGAUUUAUUUUUAAGAGAGGCUUAAAACGCAGCAAUUAAUAUGAAAAACCAGCUGGCCAGAACUUAUUAUUUUAGAAAAAUACGGUUGCACUAUAACCAUUUUGUAACAUUAUAGUAGACUUAUAUUUGACCUGUCAAAAUCUUGCUUUUGGAAAUUUUUACUGCCAGCCUUAAAAUUACAAAAAAAAAACCAACCAAAAAUCCCAACCAACCAACCAACCAACCAAAAACCCCCA